AUGGACCUGUUCCACCACGCCACCGUCGCCUCUAUCACUCGGCAAUUGUUCCCACAGUCCGCCAACGGGAAAUUUGCCGCCCUUGCCUCCGGAUUGUCGGUGUUCUUGGUGUUGAUUUUCUUUGUCAGCUUCUUCACCGGUAUUAAUGACGCCAUCGCCUUGAAUCCUAAAUCUCUCUUCUACUUCAACCUUGGAAGACUCUCGAACUACCCAUUGGGCCAUCUUUCGCUCCUACACUUGAUUCUUAAUGUCGUGGCGUUGUACGGCCCAUUGGCAAGAUUCGAAAUGGUACAUGGGACGGUCUAUACCGGGAUCGUCCUCAACGUUCUUGCCAUGGCAACCGCCAUCCCAUUCUGUAUCGUUGGUAUCGUGUUGUUCCGUGAUGUCCAUGUCAUCGGUGCUAGUGGCUGGGUAUUUUCCUUUGCCGCGUACUUUGCUUAUCGUGAAAGUUUGAACGUCCCAGUCUUCAGAAUCAACUCUAACUUUGCCGUGCCAACCCUUUACACCCCAGUAUUAUUCUUGGUCGUCAUCACCAUCUUGAUGCCAGGAUCUUCGUUCUGGGGCCAUUUGUUUGGGUUGAUUGCCGGUUACCUACUUGGCUUUGGGUACUUGGACAAGUUUAUCCAACCGCCAACCAAAAAAGUCGUCCCAUUUAUCGAAAGCAAAGUCGACUUCUUAAUCAGAUUGAUCCCAUCACAAUUUUUGUAUCUUAAAGAAGAAGCUACCGCCACCAGUAGAGCUGAUUUCUACUCGAGAAAUGGCCGUACCAUCAUCCCAAUGACCGAAGGUGGCGCCAACAAAAGACAAUCGAUGCCCCCAACGCCGGCCACCGAAGCCCCAAGCGGGUUCCAAGGACCUGGUCACACUCUUAACGGAUAG
Messenger RNA from Saccharomycopsis crataegensis, 879 nucleotides. RefSeq names its product putative rhomboid protease RBD2 (gene RBD2). Gene Ontology annotation, molecular function: serine-type endopeptidase activity. The record is from RefSeq and is a predicted model, not a curated record. The transcript has a single exon. NCBI's taxonomy places the organism in Eukaryota, Fungi, Ascomycota, Saccharomycetes, Ascoideales, Saccharomycopsidaceae. Gene Ontology annotation, cellular component: membrane. Bases 1 to 879 code for a protein of 292 amino acids.